GAAGAAUGAUUGAUGACAAAGAUAUUGGAUACUGAAACACUGCCUAACGAGGCCAACUGUUAAAUGUUGUUGUUACAUAAACAUGAAUGUGUUGAUUUUUCCUACCUUGGCAUGCAAGACGUCUAAAUUCUGUGUCCAUAUUCGGCUCUUCUCUCAAGCAGCUGACAAAGCAUUACUAUACAAACUGCGUAAAUUAACAGGCUUCACUUUUUCGGCUUGCAAAGAAGCUCUCAUCAAACAUGAAAAUGAUCUUGAUAGGGCAAAAGAAUGGUUAGCUAGCGAAGCUGUUAGUCGAGGAUGGGAAAAAGCAGGAAAACUAGCCGGAAGAGCGAUGAAUGAGGGUCUUCUAGGGGUCCUAGGUUCUCGAAGUCAUGCUAUUAUUGUCGAAGUCAACUGUGAAACUGAUUUCGUCGCAAGAAACCAUUCAUUCCAGUCUUUAGUCGCCACAGCAGCUGAAACUGUUUUGACUAACUACAAUGAGCCUACUAAAUUAUCAUUGGAUUCCGACCAGUUGGAUAAGUUGGUAACCUCCAACUCCUCUACCUUGAAAGAUAUUACGGUUGCAGCCAUAGGAUCUAUUGGUGAAAGUAUUCAACUAAAAAGAGCUGUCGGACUUUGUGUCCCUGAUAACACUAGCACAAGUUGUCUGGCUAUUUAUUCACACACGAGCUCAGAGAGUAUAUUACAAGGGAUACGAGAUGUCCGCUUUGGAAAGUAUGCUGCUAUCAUUCGCUAUAGACCAUUGAAUGACAAAGUAAGUCUAGUUUUUAUUUGCGACUCAGCUUGUGAUCAUCGUGAGCCAUAUUGAAGCAUGAAACUUCAACUAAUAUUUUACAUACUUUGGAAUGCUUUCUGAACUAAUUGAUUUUUACAUGAUCAUCAUCCUAACUUAAUUCUAAACACUACAAGCUUUUUUUAUUUAAUAAAAACUUAAGUGCCAGAUUUUUCGAUAGAACCCAUUACAUAUAUCACUUUACGCUUGCAAAAACGGAUUCAGAAAUACGUUUUGUGUGUGAAAUAUUUUUAUAUUUCCAGGAAAGGAAUGGCUUAUUCUAAUUCAAAAGCUAUACAAUCUGUCAGAAAACUAUGUAGUGAGGAUCCUAACUACUUUUUGUGUCAUAUGUAAAGCUUCUUAUUGUUAUCCGACCUUUUCGUUUCAUGUAGAAUCAAAGCUCUUAAAAAAUGUUGGAUAUGAAUUUCAACGUUCUAGAUAAAAUUACAUGUAGCUGUCUAUUAUUUUGAUUUUUAUUCACACAAUUCUGUAGACACUACCUAAUUUUUCAUCAGAGCUCACCACAACAAUAGAAAAUUAAAUACAGAUAUCAGCACUUUAUUGUUCUUUCGAAAAUGCAGUUGAUUAAUUUCAUUUCUUUAAAAAUCCAACCAGGAAUUUACAUCCUAAGCAACAUAAAUAACUUGGUCUUAGUUUUUAAUUUUAGAAUAUGAGGAAGCUAACCAACAACAUUGUACUUGAUAUGAUUCUUUGAUAAAUAUGAUCAUUAUGUUGACGUCUAAAAUAUGACAUGGUGUCGUGGUAUGAAAGAAAGCUGCAAAGGCCUGGCUUCUGUUGGUCCUUCAUGACUCCCUGGCUGGGGUCCUAGAGAUGGUGCAGCACAGCAGUUAGAGACGUUAUCAGAUAUGGUUCAGAAUAGAAGCCAGUGGCGAUCCUACUGUAACGUUUUACUUUCUUCAUAGAAAACGGUUGUUUUUUCCUUAACUGUUGUUUAUUCCUUCAGAUUUCUUCUGAUUGUACCUUUCCGUUUCCCCCAUUAUUAUUAUUAUUAUUACACUAUCUUACACUGAUCUGUUCGUUAUUGUUCUUUUUUACGCUCCUUACCUUCUUUUUUCUCUUCGAAUUCUCAUUGUUUUGUGUGGCGCAUAUAUAUUUGGUGCCCCCUUGUACCAAUUUUAUGUGUUCAAAUAAAUAAAUAAUAAAUAUUACUCAUACAGCACAAGCCAUUGAAUGUUGAUUGGUGUAUGUGUAAUUUCGGCAAGAAACACGGACUUCGUUUACCUAAGCAGUUAUCUCAGAACCUGAUAUAACGUUGAAGGUAAUACAGCUUCUUGAAUAAUUAAUCAAUCAUUUCAUCCCCUAUUCUAAAACUUGGUAACUCAGUAGAUUAUUUGUGAAGAAUUAUCUGACAUCCGAAACUUCACGACGAUGGGCUGUUUCUUUUCAUUAUAUAUAUCUUACCAUACUGAAUAAUUAACACUUCUAACCCUUUCACUAUGUUUUUUUAUUUUAUGUCAGCCUGCCAAUGAUCCAUGGUAUGAACGAGCUUCACGUUUGGGGAGACAAGUUUGUCAGCAUAUUGUUGGCAUGAAUCCAAAUCCUGGAUUAGAAUCUGUUGAAAAUCCAGCUGCCGAUCCGGAAGAAGAGAAAUCUCUUCUGCUACAACCCUUUCUAUUAGAUGAAACUAUAUGUGUAGGCGAACAUUUAUCACGGAAUGAAAUGGUCCUUGAAGACUUUGUUCGUGUUGAAUGCGGAGAGGAUGAUCGAGUUGAUAAUUCAAAGAAUGUGUAGAAAACGGGAGUGCGAUUACUACAUAAUCAUCUUGAACAUGUAUAUUCAGGAUAAUUGUAAUUAUAAUCCACACUUAUCAAAUAAACUGUAACUUGUUUAUAUUACUUUCUGUACAGAAUUAGUUAGUAUUGUUAAUAGUGUGAACAAUCAUCUAUCAAAUGAAUUUCUUCAAGGCAUUUAGCGACGAUAGUCUGAGAUAUUUCCUCAGGUUCUUUUCAAAGCUAUUUUCUUUCCUAAAUUUUAUAUUAUUAUGUUUUCGAACAAGAUCAGACUGCUGUUCAAAUACGUUGACGUUGUCAUAUUUUUAAUUAAUUUACUUUUGGAGUACAUAGUUAUUUAGAAAUUGCUCGUUUGAAUAUAUAUGGUAUUCAUCUUAUGUGGAAUGCAAAUCUUUGUAUUAUAUUCUUAUUAGGAUUUCAGUUAUCGUUUCCGAUGAGCUUUAGCGCUUACUGAAGAAUAUUCAAAUGUGAAUAUAAAAACUUAAAAUCUAUCGAAUUCAUAAGGUUUUUUUGUAAAAUUUAAAAUUCUUAAUAUUAACCACUUAAAA
Messenger RNA from Schistosoma intercalatum, 3071 nucleotides. NCBI's taxonomy places the organism in Eukaryota, Metazoa, Platyhelminthes, Trematoda, Strigeidida, Schistosomatidae. The record is from the annotation of a GenBank genome assembly.